Molecule: messenger RNA, 2052 nt
Organism: Ctenocephalides felis (cat flea)
Lineage: Eukaryota; Metazoa; Arthropoda; Insecta; Siphonaptera; Pulicidae
Product: whirlin-like
Cellular component (GO): plasma membrane; stereocilium tip; stereocilia ankle link complex
Molecular function (GO): protein binding
Source: RefSeq, a predicted model, not a curated record
UGAGGACUAGCUGACUUUUCAGUAAAAUGAAAAAAAGACAUUUUAGUGAAAACUGUUUGCAAAGCAGUGAUGUGCGUGAUUUGAGCUAUUAGUAGCCGGAAGAUGCGCUUAGGCGACCCGUCCGACGGCAGCGAACUGAGUGAAUUCGCUUACAGUGGCGGUGGUCGUUGGGGGUCUGCUCAUGGGGGUCAAAGUUGGGGUCGUACACCAGGACCCAUUGCCGCCACUGGGCCUCAGUCGGCAACGCACGCUGCUCACCAUUCUACCGCCAUCGCAAACAGGACAAGCUAUGAAGCCGAAGACAUGUCCAGACAUAACGGGAGGCCUGGAACUCGGCCUGGUUUAUACUAUUCGCCUCCUGGUACCAGCUACACUAUAGUGGAAAGGCCUGCCAGCGCAUCUAGGCCUCAUACACCCCAUCAGCAGCACUAUGCAGACAAAAGAUCAUCGAGAGGUUCCUAUCUCGGGCAAUCAUCAGGUGCGUUAGGAGGUUCCGUAUCAAACUUUCACGGCGGUGCUUAUGGAAGUGCAUCAACCACCAAUACCGGUGCAGUCUCAUCAAUCAGCGGUAGUACGAGACACGCAGCGAGUUCUGGAUCCGCUGCCACCAAAAAGCGCCCAAUUUCUCCGGAACAAGUACUGAGGCUGUUUGGACCCCAAGGAACUACUUCCAGAACGGGUACGGAACGCAUGGCUGGCAGAAGAGGCCCUUCGCCGGCUAGCAGUCCACCGAGCACGACACAUCAGGUAUAUACUUAUCGUGAAAGGCCUAUUAUGCAACAAUCUGUUCCCAACAUUCACGAAUUGUGUACGCGAACAGUUUCUAUGAGUAGAGAUCCUGUGGAUGGUGCUCAUGGUUUUGGAAUCUGUGUGAAAGGAGGAAAAGAUGCAGGUUUGUCGGUGUAUAUUUCACGGGUUGAGGAAGGUUCUGUAGCAGAAAGGGCCGGACUGAGGCCCGGAGAUUCAAUACUAGAAGUUAAUGGCACGCCUUUCACUGCAAUUUCUCAUGAUGAGGCUCUUAAGAAAUGUACACAGAUGCUGAAGUCAUGCAGGCAUCUAAGUAUGACGGUACGAAGUCCACCUUCUUUACCAAUGCAUCUGCAACAACAGCCGUCUCUUCAGCAACAACAUGUCAGCAUACCAUCGUCGCACGUCGGAUUGCCACCAAUUGGCGGUGUAUUGGGGACAAAUCCUGGAACCAAUCCUGUAGUUCUGUCACCGAGCGCACCUAUUCCUGUCGGAGCGCCUUUUGGUGGCAGCGCCCCGGGAUACGGAGCGACUGUUAGGCAAACGUCAUGUUCGUGGAUGGACCGUCAAGGGAGACCGGUUUCACCACCUCCAGACUCUAGUAUGGGAAUAUGGUCAACUCGAGAUAGAAGUGUUCGAAGGGUAGAACUCUGCAUUCAGCCUGGUCAGUCUUUGGGUUUGAUGAUCAGGGGUGGAGUAGAAUAUCAAUUAGGAAUAUAUAUUACGGGAGUCGACAAAGACAGCGUCGCUGAGAGAGCCGGAUUAAUGAUUGGUGAUCAAAUUUUAGAAGUAAAUGGUCUCUUUCUGGACGUGACGCAUGAUGAGGGUGGGCAGCUGAAAUUCCAUAAAAGGAUGUCACUGGUGGUUCGGGAUGUUGGAAAAGUUCCUCAUUCCUGCACUGCCUAUGACAAUGAGCCUUAUGAUCCCGCCAGUCCGACGUCUAGACAACCUAGGUCACCUGCUCAGCAAAUGGUAGAAGAAAAAGCACGUUCUUUACUACCCCGAGCAGAAUUCAGUGCACUAUGUUACUACACGCAGCAAUAUUGCUCAAGAAGUAUGACUUGCGAAGCCUUAGUCACAGUACUGCAAGAAAUGCUAAAUACUCCAGAUAAGUUAACACUGAUGACAGAGCUCCGGGAAAUCAUUUUACCAGAAGAUCGAGUAAGAUUUGACGAGCUGGUAUACAGGAGGGAUGCCCACAUCGAUCCUCAUGCUCGGGCUAUGAGAUGGUUAGCCCGAUUUCAUACUUCUGACCGAGUCUCUGACUAUUUUUUUAGAGAUUUCAACCAAUUGCAUUUGAGAUAA